Sphenostylis stenocarpa is the source of this 480-nucleotide messenger RNA. The record is from the annotation of a GenBank genome assembly. Lineage: Eukaryota; Viridiplantae; Streptophyta; Magnoliopsida; Fabales; Fabaceae.
AUGAUGAGUGAAGGUGGUAAAGUACCAAUUACUCGAGAGGAUGCCUUAGCAUAUCUGAAGAAAGUGAAAGAUGUAUUACAAGAUAAGAGGGAAGAGUAUGAUUACUUUAUGACGUUUCAUGAAGGAUUUCCGAGAGAAAAGAUGAAUAUCAAAUCAAAACUUCCAUUGGCGGACAAAAGCCCCCCUCCUAGGCCUGGUGGAUAUGAAGCAGCUACGAAUUUUGUGAACAAAGUUAAGGUAAAAUCUGUUGAAUGUGGAUUCUGUCAUACUCGGUUUCAUGGGAAUGAUCAUGUUAACGUUUACAGAUCCUUUCUAGACAUAAUGAACACAUUGAGUGAGGAAAAGAAGUCUAUUACUGAGGCUUACAAGGAGGUCUGUUUUCCAUCCCCUCAUGUUACAGCACUUUUCCAAGGCCAUGAAGAUUUUCUUGGUGAGUUGAAACAGUUUUUUCCGGGUACUUCAGGAGCAGCCUUUACUUAA